This is a messenger RNA of Chanos chanos (milkfish), 1110 nucleotides long. Its product is annotated as death-associated protein kinase 2-like. Bases 19 to 1110 code for a protein of 363 amino acids. Gene Ontology annotation, biological process: positive regulation of apoptotic process; protein phosphorylation; intracellular signal transduction. Gene Ontology annotation, molecular function: protein serine/threonine kinase activity; ATP binding. The transcript has 11 exons. The record is from RefSeq and is a predicted model, not a curated record. NCBI's taxonomy places the organism in Eukaryota, Metazoa, Chordata, Actinopteri, Gonorynchiformes, Chanidae. Gene Ontology annotation, cellular component: nucleus; cytoplasm.
GAAUCUAACUGAAGAGACAUGGCUGUUUUUAAACCUGAGAACGUGGAGGAUCUGUAUGAGAUUGGAGACAUUUUAGGAAGUGGACACUUCGGUCAGGUACGGGAGCUUCGGGAGCGGGCUUCGGGCAUUCUGUGGGCAGGCAAGUUUAUGAAGCUGCGUCGGGGGGUGGCGAGCCGUCUGGGGAUAGAGAGGAAGAACGUGGAGAGAGAGGUGGAGAUCAUGCAGGCCUUGCAACAUCACAACAUCAUGGCACUGCGGGAUGUGUUUGAGAGCCGAGCAGAGGUGGUCCUCAUCAUAGAACUGAUUAGAGGAGGUGAACUGUUCGACUUUAUUGCUGAAAAGGAGAGUUUGACAGAGACUGACGCUAUUAAAUUCCUUGAGCAGAUUCUGCAUGGGGUCAGCUACAUGCACAGCAAAAACAUUGGCCACUUUGACCUGAAGCCUGAGAACAUCAUGCUGUCGGACAAGCGGGCGGCCAGCCCUGACAUUAAGAUCAUUGACUUUGGGAUGGCCCAUCACUUCAACCAGGGCGAGGAGUACAGGAGCAUGGGAGGGACCCCUCAGUAUAUCGCUCCAGAGAUCAUAAACCACCAGCCUCUGAGUACAGCUGCAGAUAUGUGGAGUAUCGGCGUAAUCACCUACAUACUACUGAGUGGUCUUUCCCCGUUCCAAGGGGAUACUGAUGAGGAAACACUGAAGAACAUUGUGGGGAUGAACUAUGAGUUUGACGAACGGCAUUUUAGCCAGACUAGUGUCAUGGCCAAAGACUUCAUCCAGAAACUGCUGGUCAGAGAGCAGAGUGAGAGGAUGACAGCAGAGGACUGUCUGAUCCAUCCCUGGAUAAAGCCUCUUAACAGAAGCCAGGCGGCAAAGAGAAAUCGCUCCUCUAUCAACAUGAAAAACUUUAAGAAGUUCAAUGCAAAGAGGAAAUGGAAGAUGUCCUAUAAUAUGGUGUGGGCCUGUAAUCGGUUGACUAAACUGCAGUUACUUUGUAAAACGCCUGACCUGGGAAAGCAGGAACUGGUAAGACAAAACUGUGAGAGUGAUCAGGAGGACACUGAGACCAAACCUACCUCUCUCAUACGACGCAGACUCAGCAGCAGUUCCUAG